CCGGCACCGGGAGCGCGCGGCGGUGACGUCACGCCCAUGACGUCACACGGGGCGGGCGCUCGGGGGGGUGCGCGGGCGCCCCCUGGCGGCGCGGGGCGCGCGCGGUCCCGGCGGUCACAUGACCGGGCGGGCGGAAGAUGGCGGAGCCGCCGGGCGCCGCGGCCGAGGACUCGUGGGGGAAGGUGGGGCCGGGAUCGGGUCGGGCCGGGCCGCCGGGUGCCGCGGGGGCGCAGGGCGCCGCGCCGGCACGGGGCUCGUGGCGACCGGGCAGGGUGGACGCGGCCUACGGCGACAAUGGCCUGGACUCCGCACUCUUCAUGGAAAAUGCCCGCAAAAGCAGCAUAGUGUCCCGGGCCAACAGCAUCGGCUCCACCAGUGCCUCCUCUGUCCCCAACACAGAUGAUGAGGACAGUGACUACCACCAGGAGUCCUUCAAGGAGUCGUACAAGGACCAGCGCCGCCGGGCGCACACCCAGGCUGAGCAGAAGCGCCGGGAUGCCAUCAAGAAAGGCUACAACGACUUGCAGGCCAUCGUCCCCACGUGUGAGCAGCAGGAUUUCUCCAUCAGCUCACAGAAGCUGAGCAAGGCCAUCGUGCUCCAGAAAACUAUCGACUACAUCCAGUUCCUGCACAAGGAAAAGAAAAAGCAGGAGGAGGAAGUUUCUACCCUCAGGAAAGAUGUGAUGGCCUUGAAGAUCAUGAAAGUGAACUAUGAGCAGAUUGUGAAAGCUCAUCAGGACAACCCGAACGAGGGGAAGAACCAGAUCUCUGAUGAGGUGAAGUUCAGUGUUUUCCAAGGCAUCAUGGACUCCCUGUUCCAGUCCUUCAAUGCCUCAGUCUCUGUGACGAGUUUUCAUGAACUCUCAGCGUGUGUCUUCAGCUGGAUUGAGGAGCACUGCAAGCCCCAGACCCUACAGGACAUUGUCAUCGGGGUCCUGCACAAGGUGAAGAGCCAGCUCUACUGAGCCUCCCGUGCCACUUCUGUGCCUGUGGGGACGGGGCACUUCUGCCCAGAGGCCUUGGGUGCCAGGCACCACCCUGGGCCCUCUCCCUUGUGGCUGUUUUUAAGGUUCUCUGAAUUAUUUAUUAUAUUCCUUCUGAAGCCCAACGGUGGCUGUGCAAACACUGCUGCUCCACUCAGUGCCACAGAAUCGUUACAGGGAUUGGCCAGGAGGGCAGGGGAAGGUGGUGAGGAGCAGGAGGUGGGGAGCAGAGUCUCUGGCUCAGGCAGUGCCGUGGGGUUGCCUGUGCCACUGACUGUCCUUGCAGAGCUGAUCCCAGAGCAGCUCCAUUCUGUGUCCUCAGGCCUGGGACAGCCCUGCUGUCCCCACGGUGGGGAAAUGUGACAAAUGCAUACUAAAAACGAUGGGUUUCUGGUAUAGCAGUAGAAAUUGCUUUUCCCUGGCCCAUGGGGCUGUCCCCUGCCCCUCUGAAACAGCUGUUUUGAGUCAGCUGUUGCCUUCUGGAGGAGGCUGGCAGUGCUGGCAGCAGGAUGAGCCCAUCAAGAGCUGGGAGCUGUGGCCUGGCAGCACAGGCUAGGGCCCUGAUGAACCCCAAGCGCUGCUGCCAUGGGAAAGAACACAGGAAGUUCUGCAAGUGCUAGAAAGGAAAGUUCUGCAGCUCUAGCAUAGUAUGGCCACGUGCACUGGCUGCUCCUCCUUAGAACUUUUAUACACACACAUGACCAGCCUUGAUUUGAUUAUUAUUGUAAAUUUUGAAAUGGUUCCAAAGCGCUGCCUGUGCCAGCUGUAGAAGCAGCUGCUGUCAGGGACAUGUUUGACCCUGCCCCACACCCAGUUUGGGUCACAGCUCUGCCCAGGUGAGGGUUGGUCACUGUCCAGAGUGAUGGGACGAGGGUGCUGCCAGCAGCAGGGUUUGUUCUCCAUAACCAUGUUUGUGCUCCUGCUCCAAGGACACAUCCAGGGAAUGAUUAUUUUCCAGCACUGAGGAAGGAGUGCUGCCUCCUGCCUUGGGAAGAGGAUGUGGAAUUUUACAGACCUCACACAUGAAAGUGAUGUAUUUUUCUAUUGUGAAAAGUAAUUAAAUAAAUUUCGCUGAAUGUUUUAAUGAUC
Messenger RNA from Prinia subflava (tawny-flanked prinia), 2072 nucleotides. It is a transcript of the gene MLX, whose product is annotated as MAX dimerization protein MLX. The record is from RefSeq and is a predicted model, not a curated record. Lineage: Eukaryota; Metazoa; Chordata; Aves; Passeriformes; Cisticolidae. The coding region runs from base 138 to 965 and encodes 275 amino acids. Gene Ontology annotation, biological process: regulation of transcription by RNA polymerase II. Gene Ontology annotation, cellular component: nucleus. The transcript has 8 exons. Gene Ontology annotation, molecular function: protein dimerization activity; RNA polymerase II cis-regulatory region sequence-specific DNA binding; DNA-binding transcription factor activity, RNA polymerase II-specific.